AUGUGGAAGCUCUUGCUGACAUCAAGACAGGCAGUCAUCGGAGCCGGUGUCAGUGGCGUCUCAGCGGCUGUUCACUUGAAACAUGCUGGUCUCGAUGUGACGAUCUUCGAGAGGACUUCAAGAGCAGGUGGCGUCUGGGUCUACGAUGAACGGAGUUCAAACGAUGCUGCUUAUCCGUCUGUAACUCCGUCUGUCGGAGAUUCCCCUGAGUUCGAAAGGCUGUAUUCGAGCUAUGUCGCACUCAAGAACAAUGUCUCGACGAUCGAAAUGGAGCUGAGUUGCCAGCAGUGGAAACCUGGGACCGAGGAAUUCGUACCUCACCAUGUCUUGGGAGAUUACAUCCAGGACACUGCGACCAACAACGGCGUACAGAAUUCCAUAAGAUACAACACCAGAGUGAACUCUGUUCGGAAGGAAGGUGAUAAGUGGCAAGUCAAUGUCGGGACUUUGGAGCGCGAGGGCACCAAUGCUCGGCAUGUCGAGCAAAUCGAGUACUACGAUGCCGUCGUGGUAGCGUCCGGCCACUACCACGCCCCAAACAUCCCCGACAUCCCAGGUCUCGCAGCAUGGAAGAGAGCCUUCCCUGACAGGGUUAGCCACUCGAAGCGGUAUCGCAAUCCGGAUGGCUUCGCAGGACAGAAUGUCCUUCUACUUGGGGCCGGGGUAUCCUCUAUCGACAUCGCCAAAGACAUUGGAGUCUCCGCUCGUGCUGUCUAUCAAUCCAGUCGAGGCGGACCGUAUGAUCUACCUUCACAUCUUUUGCCCGACAACGGAGUCCGAAUCGGAGGCGUCGAGGGUUUCAGUCGUCCAGAUUCGAACGUACUGGCCAGCGAUGGGAGCAUUCCAGGUACGAUAACGCUCAAGUCCGGCGAGAAGCUGUGCAACAUACACAGAGUCGUCGUCUGCACCGGAUAUCAUGUUUCACUGCCAUUCCUGCGACAGCUACACGCCGACGAUACACCCGUUGAAGAUGCGGAUGAGUCCACGCUGGUGACGAAUGGCCAAGCGGUUCAUAAUUUGCACCAGGACAUUUGGUACAUCCCUGAUCCAACACUUUCGUUCAUCGGCGUUCCAUUCCAUGUGGCGACAUUCUCGCUAUUUGAGUUCCAAGCGAUGGCUUUAGCACAAGUCUACGCCGGAAAAGCUCCCCUGCCAACAACAGACGUAAUGAGGGACGAAUACCUUGCCCGACUUCAACGUAAAGGCGCAGGACGUGCUCUCCAUUCGCUGAAAGGCAAAGGGGAAGAGAUUGCAUAUGUUGAGGAUCUCGUCCGCCUUGUCAACCGCGAAGGCGGAGAGAAGUUGAUUAGCGGUCAUACGCAGAAGUGGCUUGAGGCUUACCAGAGACGGACGCUGCGUAUGGAGGCGUUUUUCUCGUUGGUGCGAGAUGCGGAGAUCGAGAAGAGGGCACGGGAGCUUUUGCCGCAGUGUUGA
Messenger RNA from Zasmidium cellare ATCC 36951, 1434 nucleotides. RefSeq lists its product as uncharacterized. Lineage: Eukaryota; Fungi; Ascomycota; Dothideomycetes; Mycosphaerellales; Mycosphaerellaceae. Bases 1 to 1434 code for a protein of 477 amino acids. The transcript is spliced from 6 exons. Gene Ontology annotation, molecular function: N,N-dimethylaniline monooxygenase activity; NADP binding; flavin adenine dinucleotide binding. The record is from RefSeq and is a predicted model, not a curated record.